Messenger RNA from Heterostelium album PN500, 360 nucleotides. RefSeq names its product nuclear transport factor 2 family protein (gene nutf2). Gene Ontology annotation, cellular component: nuclear pore central transport channel. Lineage: Eukaryota; Evosea; Eumycetozoa; Acytosteliales; Acytosteliaceae. The record is from RefSeq and is a predicted model, not a curated record. Gene Ontology annotation, biological process: nucleocytoplasmic transport. The transcript has 4 exons. Bases 1 to 360 code for a protein of 119 amino acids.
AUGUCAGCAGAUCAGAUUUCACGUCAGUUCCUUGAACACUACUACAAUACCUUUGAUGCUGAUCGUAAAGCUUUGGCUCCAUUAUAUACUCCACAAUCAGUAUUGACAUGGGAAGGAAAAGCCAUUCAAGGAAAAGAUAAUAUUAUCAAUCAUGUUAGUUCAUUACCAUUCCAAAAUGUAAAACGUAGAUUAAAUACUCUCGAUUAUCAACCAACUUCAAACGGUCUUAUGAUUAUGGCUACUGGUGAUCUUUCAAUUGAUGGUGGUAACCCAAUGAAGUUCACACAUAUUUUCCACUUGGUCAACAAUGCAGGAGCUUUCAACUUGAUGAAUGAGUUCCUUCGUUUGAAUCUCGAAUAA